This is a messenger RNA of Gongylonema pulchrum, 620 nucleotides long. Lineage: Eukaryota; Metazoa; Nematoda; Chromadorea; Rhabditida; Gongylonematidae. The record is from the annotation of a GenBank genome assembly.
GUGGGAGGAUCAGUGCCGUCAGCACGAGCGGCAUGUUCCAGUACCUAUCUUCCGGCAUAUGCGAGUAUUUUAGUUUUUGGUGGUCGUUGCAGAACUGAGCGACUGAAUGACUUGUACAUGUUGGACCUUUCUUCACUGGUCUGGACUCGUGUUGAAACAACUGAGGUGCCAGUGCGGCCGAGCGGUAGGUCGUGGUGCUCAGUGAACGCGCUUUCUUCGGACCAAGCACUUGUUUAUGGCGGAUUAUCAAAUGAUUCUCAUACGCUGUCCGAUUCCUGGAGGAUUUGUAUCAAGAGGAAAAGGAAAGGAUGGUACGAAGGGACAUGGACAGCAAUGGACAUUGCCUCUGAACUAUGCGGUGGGGCAGAUCUUGAUUCGCGAGAUAGCACCGAAGUAACGGUUGUUUUACGAAGGCAGGUUGAGCCACUUUCGCUACAGUUAAUUUGUUUGGGAGCUUUGCAUCCUGACUUGGAAGAUGUUCGAUUCCUGCCGAUGCAUUUACAGCUGCGUUGUGCGUGGGCGCACUUCCUCUUGUAUGCAGGAUAUCGAACGCCACACAUGACUGUUAAACAUUUUAAAUCAUACAGUUUGCUAAAAAUACUGGACAUGUCUUCUUGAAU